GACCACAUUUUGGAUGCCAACCGCUGUUAAUCUCCCGAAGAAGAAGACCAUUUCCUGGUCUUGCAUCUGAUGUGUCUAAAACAGUUUUAGUGGAGGUAGCUAGACUUGGGAGGACAUUUUUCAUUAGAUAGUGUAUGUCGGAUUAGAUUUCCCUCUCGAGGUGGAAGGCACUUAAAAGAUUCGUCGGCUCACUUAUUUAUUACGUUUUUUUUUUUAAAGGUUCUCCAUUUCACGUUUUUGUUAGUGUUUGUUUUCUUUACUUUGGUAUAUUCUCUCGUGUACAUGGUGACAAGAUGCUGGAUUUCUUCACCAUCUUCAGUAAGGGAGGCAUAGUGUUGUGGUGUUUUCAGGGAACCGGUGUUACAGAAUCCUUCACCGGUCCUGUCAAUGCGCUGAUCCGCUCCGUGAUCCUUCAGGAACGCAGUGGCAACAAUUCCUAUACUCAUGACGCCUUGAGUCUUAAGUACAAACUCGAUAAUGAGUUUGAGCUGGUUUUUGUGGUGGGUUUUCAAAAAAUCCUGACGCUGUCGUAUGUUGACAAGUUCAUAGAUGAUGUACAGCUCCACUUCAGGGAUCGCUAUAAGAAUGAGCUGGAGCAAAAGGGGGCCCGUACACUGUUGAGCAGCUGUUUUGCAUUUGAGGAUGACUUCAAAAUGCUUCUUUGUGAGGCGGAGGAGAGCAGCAAAGCUCGAGGUCCUACCUCCAUGAGGAGCUUCAAUGCUUCCCUGAAAUCCCAGAAAACUGUGAAGUCCAUGAUCGAGACAAAGGGAGGGGAUAAGGGCAAGGAACAGGGUGGAAAGAAGAAUAAGAAUGCCAAAAAAGAAGCUCCUGCUGCUGAGCCUGUGAAAGGGGAACAAGCCAAGGCUCCAGCCAGUGCCCAGAAGACAGUGGAGAAUGGUAACCAGGGCUUGACCCAGGAGGAGAUCAUUCAGAAGAAGAGAGAGGAGUUUAUACGCAAGCGCAUGUGGGCACCUGCGGAGAAGCCCAGUAAGUCCCCCAAACCUGCGAAGGAGAAAACCAAGGGGAAAGAGAAGCGGGUGUGGACCUUGGGUGGCAGCAGCACCAAGGAACUGGACUACAGCCAGCGCAAUGGCAACGGUGCCCAUGCUACUGGGGACCAUGUCCUGGAUGCUCAAGCUGACCCGGGGAUGCAGCUGAGCUCGAUGAAGGGAGACCUGCUCGCUGUGGAUUACGAGUCCAGCGAGGAUGAGGAGGAAGAUGCGGUGGAGAGGGUGGUAGUUGCUGACACAAGCAAACAAAUCCCCAAAAAGGGUACUUUUGGGGGGAUGUUUGGGAUGCUCAAGGGCCUGGUGGGUUCCAAGAGUCUGAGCCAGGAGGACAUGGAGCCAGUUCUGGACAAGAUGAGAGACCACCUCAUUGCUAAGAAUGUAGCAGCUGAAAUUGCCUCCCAACUCUGUGACUCUGUAGCCAAGAAACUGGAGGGCAAAGUCAUGGGUACCUUCACCACUGUGGCAUCAACAGUAAAGGGGGCCCUGCAGGACUCCCUGGUACAGAUCCUGCAACCCAAGCGGCGUGUGGACAUCCUGAGAGACGUCUUGGAGGCUCAGAGCCAGCGCAGGCCCUUCGUCAUUACCUUCUGUGGGGUCAACGGGGUUGGCAAGUCCACCAACCUCGCCAAGAUCUCUUUCUGGCUAAUCGAGAACGGUUUCACCGUGCUGAUAGCAGCCUGUGACACAUUCCGUGCGGGGGCCGUGGAGCAGCUGCGUACCCACCAGCGCCGCCUUAACUCCCUGCACCCCCCUCAGGACGACGGGGGACGGCCUGUAGUGCAGCUUUAUGAGAAAGGCUACGGGAAGGACGCCGCUGGCAUCGCCAUGGAGGCUAUCGCCUAUGCCCGUAACCAGGCCUUUGAUGUGGUGCUGGUGGACACAGCUGGACGGAUGCAGGACAACACCCCACUGAUGACGGCCCUGGCCAAGCUGAUAGCUGUCAACAUGCCUGACCUGGUGCUGUUUGUGGGGGAGGCGCUAGUGGGCAACGAGGCUGUGGACCAGCUAGUGAAAUUUAACCAGGCGCUGGCUGAUCACUCCAUGUCUGAUAAGCCACGUCUCAUUGAUGGGAUCGUUCUCACCAAGUUUGACACCAUUGAUGACAAGGUUGGCGCUGCUAUCUCAAUGACCUACAUCACAGGACAGCCCAUUGUGUUUGUCGGCACGGGCCAGACCUACAAUGACCUGCGGAGCCUCAAUGCCCGCGCUGUGGUGGGCGCCCUUAUGAAGGCCUGAGUGGCUGCUGCCUGCAUCUGUGUUCACCAUCGUGACAAAGCCAACCAAACACUGCACUUUGAGAUGUCCGGUCCUGCUAACCCUGUCCUGCAGUUCACAUCCUAACUAUGAUCCUCCACAUGGCACCAAACGCAAAACUCACAGGCUUCCUCCCAGCUCCGUCUGGGAACGGGGCGGUUGUUGACUUUUAAGCAACAUUUAGAAAGCGAGAAAUGGCACUAAGGUCUCUUGCAUCCUCUGUAAACUGUUGGUCCAAAUUCAAAAGUACCUCAAUUUUGUUUAGCUUUAAAAUGUGGUGAAGUAAAACGAGACAUUUCCUGACUUUAUAUCCGAUCAAAUAGAGGAUGUCAAAUUCACUUCCUGGCAUUUGGUGUCUUUUUUCCCCUUCACUUCAAUGAGAAAAUGUCAGGUAUGAAUGCUUGCUGGAGGUGACACGUUUCAGCAGCCACCCUGUCCCUGAGUAAAGCUUAGUGAUCAUAGUGCCUAUCCCGUCUCCCUGAAGCAUCACCACUGCAGGGGUGACAGUCUGCUUAAAACAUCAAUAAGCCUGCACUACAUCCAGCAACUAUCUUCUGUUUCUCUUGCUCUCCAUGAUGGACCACUAUAACCCCCCCGAUGCCCCCGCAAUUGGAGAGUUCAAUGCCCCUUCAAUUUGGUGGAGGUGAAGAGACAUGGGUUAUUACAUGUGGGGUUAAAAGUCCAGAGACGUCAAAGGUCUCUGGACAACUGGAGCAAUAGCUUUCUACCCCUUUGUCAUUUUUAAAACAAAAUAACAAAGGGUCAAAAAAUGUCUUACAUUUUUCCAAUCCCUAUAAUUUGCAGUAGUGCUAUAUAGAUGUCAAUUUGAGAAUGUAAACAUUUCUAAAUAAAGCUGCUAUAAUAACCUGUA
Molecule: messenger RNA, 3135 nt
Organism: Salvelinus fontinalis (brook trout)
Lineage: Eukaryota; Metazoa; Chordata; Actinopteri; Salmoniformes; Salmonidae
Product: signal recognition particle receptor subunit alpha-like
Exons: 14
Coding region: 294-2246 (650 amino acids)
Biological process (GO): SRP-dependent cotranslational protein targeting to membrane
Cellular component (GO): signal recognition particle receptor complex; endoplasmic reticulum membrane
Molecular function (GO): GTPase activity; ATP hydrolysis activity; GTP binding
Source: RefSeq, a predicted model, not a curated record